Molecule: messenger RNA, 9311 nt
Organism: Coregonus sp. 'balchen'
Lineage: Eukaryota; Metazoa; Chordata; Actinopteri; Salmoniformes; Salmonidae
Source: the annotation of a GenBank genome assembly
AUGAUGUGUUCCUUGGCUCUGUUCCCGCCUCCGCUGCCCGACUAUGGAGAGACUUCUCAAUACGACGAGUCCAACACAGAUCCAGCAUCAGUCUGGUUUGGGGUGGGUGGGCAGGCAGGCUAUCAUAUCAAUGCCAAUCCUAGGACUAGUUACCAAAAACUGUCACUAAUAUUUAGAUGUUUACUCUUAUCACCUGAUAUUAGGAACGUGUGUGUAUAUGUGUGUAUAUGUGUGUAUAUGUGUGUAUAUGUGUGUAUGUGUGUGUAUGUGUGUGUAUGUGUGUGUGUGUGUGUGUGUGUGUGUGUGUGUGUGUGUGUGUGUGUGUGUGUGUGUGUGUGUGUGUGUGUGUGUGUGUGUGUGUGUGUGUGUGUGUGUGAGAGAGAGAGAGAGAGAGAUAUGUGUCUAAUCUAUUUCCUUUUGCUGUAGGAUUCACAUGCUCUGAAUCUGUACUUCCCGCGAGAGUCACUGAAGCCUCACAGCCGCCAAGAGAGCAGCAGCAAGGCAGCCUUUCGGGACCACUGUGAGACACUGUACACAAGGAGUGCAGGGGCUUGGUGUGUGUGACACACAGACACAGACAGACAGAGACACACACAGUCAAUUCUAAAGCCCUGUUCACUAAUCCCCACCUCUGUGUCUGUAUGCUAGGCGUGAUGCAGGCCUCUCUGGACUCCUAAAUGAAAUAGCUAACUCCAGUGCAGAGGGUGAGUGCCAUGUUAUCUUAAUUAUUUCACGGUCAUGAAAGUAUUACAUGCAGACUGCGCUUCUGAUAAGAAAGUGUUCAAUAAUGCAAGAGUUUGUGUAACUCUUUAAUGUGUGUGUGUUCACAGUGCCCAAGUGGCUAGGGGUUAGCUCUAGCUGUGCCCUGGCUUUGCUACGGUGGGUCUCCUCCUUCCACGGCUCUCUGUUUCCUCAUCUCACAGUAAGUGGCCUAGUCUCACAGUCAGUUCACAUGGCUAACAUAGAAAUCUGCAGGCUUCUCUAACUGACUGUCAUUGUCUGCCCUUUGUCUUCAGUUAAGCAGCGAGGACAUGACCGCCGAGUUCUCCCAGGUGCUCGGCUGGUAAGACCACCUCUUUAGUUUCAGUUCCGAAUUAGAUCCUUAAAUAUACCCUCUCUUAUGUCCUGUAUGGCCUUGUCAAAUAUGAGUUAUUUCUUAACUUUAGGGCAGUGGUCACCCACUGGUCGAUCACGAACUUGCGCUCCUUUUUUUAUUUGUAUUAGUGCGCCGCUGUUUGCGGUGGGUACACUUGAUUCAGAAGCCCUGUGCAGCGGGUAGUCAAAGGGUUCCCAUUUUCAACCAUUUCAUUUGUCUGAAAAUACAAACUCUGCCUACCCGGCGGACCGGGAGAUCUCUGGCUAAAUCGAGUGUGCCUGCUGCGCUGGCCAAUCGGAUAGCUCAAAUCACCGUGCCUACAGUUUCCACAACCCUGGCCACAGCAAAAUUUGAUACUAGCCUUCCUGAGAUACAUAACAUUUAAAACCUUGACCAGAGAAAGAGAGACUGUCAAAGAAUACAGCAAAGAGCAGCUGUUUUUAUGAGUGAGUUUAUGUCUAAGAUUUUAUUCAGCACUGUCAACACUGUUUUUAUUCAACACUAUUACAAAACAUAAAACUUACUUCUCCCUGCUUCCACUGGCACUGCAAUGAAUGAUGAAUGAGUAGCCAAGUGUAUCGAUAGCCCUGUGUUUUCAUUAUUAUUAGCAGCUCGUUGUCUAUUUUAAUAAUGAGGAAUAUUUCACAUUCUCUGGUCAUAGGAACAACAUGAAUUUGUUGUGCAUGAGGCAGAGGUACAACUCGAGUUUCGCCAUCAGGUGGAAGACGAUGUCCCCUCUCUCUGGUCAGUCUCACCGGAGGAAAGAAAGGAGAGAGCAGGGACCAUGAGAGGCGGACCCUCUGCUGCUCUCUCCCUCCCUCCGCUGAGACUAAUGCUGUGUUCAAAACAACUGGGAACUCUGAAAUUUCCGACUUCAGUGUGUUCAAGACAACUAGGAACUUAAAAAAAAAAAGCAAGAGAUACGACUGGGAAAAAUGGUUUUGAACAGUCAUUCAACUCGGAAUUCCAAGUCGCAAACUUGGGUAUCUUUCUAGAGCUCCAAUUUUCCGACCAGAAGAUCACUGACGAUUCAGUUAAAACAAAAAUCUGACAUUGAUUGAUUUAUCAAGACAAGUCCCCACGCUUGUCUCAAAACAGCACGAUGGUGCUGUCCCUAUCAAAACGGUGCUGAAAUUAUAGUUGACCACACUUGGCUAUUGUUUUAAAUGAUUUAAAACUGUUAACUUUGGGAGUUUGAGUAAGCAACAAAUUAAAACAUUCCUUCAGUGACAUUAGCCUACUUUAUUCCAAUAUUUUUGUCAUUUAUUGGUAUUCAUUCCCACAGUAAACAUUUAUUGGUAUUCAUUCCCACAGUAAAUAUUUAUUGGUAUUCAUUCCCACAGUAAAUAUUUAUUGAUCCAACCAGUUGUGGUUAAGAACGCAUAGUGGUGGGCUUUGCGAAGUUACAUGCCUCACAAAGUUUAGAACUGCCACGAGGAUGGUAACAGCCUGGUAACGGGCGCUGCCUAGCAACCAUCAUUAUGAAGUAUCAAAUCUCAGGAAUGCGCAUUGUUUACACCGGACAUAGCUACAACUAGUCUUAUUUUUGGUUGGUGAAAAAGGUGUAAAUUCUGAUCCCUAAGUCGGAACAUAGCUACCCGACCUAGCAUUUAAGACUAGGGCUGUGGCGGUCAUGACAUUUUGUCAGCCUGUUAUUGUCAAGCAAAUGACUGCUGGUCUCAUGGUAAUUAACCGUUCAUUAACAUAAACACGUUUAGCAUCUAUUUUAAUUUUUUCCCUAUCUUUAUAUCAAAUAGUAAUUUUGUUUCUUAUUCUAUGAUUUGUCAUUUCCAUACUACAUAUUUCGUUAACGGUUUCUUUCCAAUUGCUUAUUUGGGGUGCCAGCGGUUUCAGCCAGUUUCUAGUUAUCUUUUUAACUGCUGUUAUUCUCAGAAUUCUGAAGAGGUACUUAUUUACAUUUUAGUCAUUUAGCAGACGCUCUUAUCCAGAGCGACUUACAGUUAGUGAGUGCAUACAUUAUUAUUUUUAAAUUUUUUCAUACUGGCUUAUCAGAGUCGAGGACCAGUGCAUGAGUUGUCCUCCCCAGGAGUAUGUGUUCUGGAUUUAGAGAAAGUAAACAUUUGAACAUAUCAUCCAAUACUUUGUAUACUUCGAUCCAGAAAUGAUUGAGGACUGGGCAGGAAUAAAAUAUGUGAGUGUGGUUAGCUCUGCUCUCCCCACAGUUACGCCAGUAAGUUGGUGUGAUGUCACGGUUGUAUUUUGAUUGUGUUAUAGGAGUUAUAAAAAAUCUUGACUGAAUUUUCAAGAGUAUUCCCUCCAGAGUAGAGAGGUGGUUGUCUUGGAUGUGUUUCUAGAUAUGUCCUCCCAGUCCUCUUGGGUUAUUACUGUACUGAUGAAAAAUAUAAACACAACAUGCAACAUUUUCUAUGAUUUUACUGAGUUAAAGUUCAUAUAAGGAAAUCAGUCAAUUUAAAUAAAUAAAUUAGGCCCUAAUCUAUGUUUUUCCACGUGACUGGGAAUACAGAUAUGCAUCUGUUGGUUACAAAUACUGUACCUUUAAAAGAAAAGUAGGGGCGCGGAUCAGAAAACCAGUCAGUAUCUGGUGUGACCACCAUUUGCCUCAUGUAGCGCGACACAUCUCUUUCGCAUAGAGUUGAUCAGACUGUUGAUUGUGGAACGUUAUCCCACUCCUCUUCAAUGACUGUGCGAAGUUGCUGGAUAUUGUCGGGAACUGGAACAAACUGUCGUACACAUCGAUCCAGAGCCUCCCAAACAUGCUCAAUGGGUGACAUGUCUGGUGAGCAUGCAGGCCAUGGAAGAACUGGGACAUUUUCAGCUUCCAGGAAUUGUGUACAGGUCCUUGCGACAUAGGGCCGUGCAUUAUCAUGCUGAAACAUGAGUUGAUGGCUGCGGAUGAAUGGCACGACAGUAGGCCUCAAGAUCUCGUCACGGUAUCUCUAUGCAUUCAAAUUGCCAUCGAUAAAAUGUAAUUGUGUUCGUUGUCCGUAUCUUAUGCCUGCCCAUACCAUAAUCCCACCGCCACCAUGGGGCACUAACGUUGACAUCAGCAAACUGCUCACCCACACGAUGCUAUACACGUUGUGAGGCUGGUUGGACAUACUGCCAAAUUCUCUAAAACGACGUUGGAGGCGGCUUAUGGUAGAGAAAUUAACAUUAAAUUCUCUGGUAACGGCUCUGAUGGACAUUCCUGCAGUCAGCAUGCCAAUUGCACGCUCCCUCAACUUGAGACAUCUGUGGCAUUGUGUUGUGUGACAAAACUGCACAUUUUAGAGUGGCCUUUUAUUGUCCCCAGCACAAGGUGCACCUGUGUAAUUAUCAUGCUGUUUAAUCAGCUUCUUGGUAUGCCACACCUGUCAGGUGGAUGGAUUAUCUUGGCAAAGGAGAAAUGCUCACUAACAGAGAUGUAAACAAAUUUGUUCACAAAAUCUGGGAGAAAUAUGCUUUUUGUGCAUAUGGAACAUUUCUGGGAUCUUUUUUAUUUCAGCUCAUGAAAUAUGGGACCAACACUUUACAUGUUGUGUUUAUAUUUUUGUUCAGUGUAAUUAAGAGAUGUAUAUCACUAAGUGUUUUAUUAGGUCCCACUGCUUUAGUAAGGUAGCUUCUUGCUUGUAAAUAAUUGUAAAACUGAGAGUUCUGGAGGUUGUACAUUAUUGAUAGAUUCUAAAAUGUAUCUAUCCCCUUGUCUGUAAACAUCUGAUAAUACUUGGUCAGUCCAUUUUCAGCCCAUAAUUUAAAUCUAUCACCAAUCAUACUUGGCUUAAAGUUGCCAUCCAUUACAAUUUCUCGCAGGUAGAUCAGGUCUGUUUUGAUGCAUCAAAUACAAAUUCACGGUAGUUGUAGGCAAACCCUUUGUGCCGCCCUGCACAAUCAAUGAACCAAUAGCAUCGCCUAGGCCUAUACGUUCUCUCUCAGACUCAUGGAUAGAAAGUUUGGAGUGUCGCAUAAGUUAACCAGUCCAGCCAGUAUGCAUAAUAAUACAGUCCACACUCAAAGGUGAUUACUAGAAUUUGUUACAUUUUUGGAGUAUAAGCUAGACCAAUUAUGUUCCAAAUACACAUUUUAUUUUAUAUGUUUUUCUGCUAUGUGUAGUAGGCCAAUGCAGUAGGCUAUUAGGCUAUGUAUUGUACACUUAGUGUACAAAACAUUAGGAACACCUUCCUAAUAUUGAGUUGCACCCCCUUUUGUCGAACGCGUUCCACAGGGAUGCUGGCCCAUGUUGACUCCAAUGCUUCUCACAGUUGUGUCAAGUUGGCUGGAUGUCCUUUGGGUGGUGGACCAUUCUUGAUACACACAGGAAACUGUUGACCGUGAAAAACCCAGCAGCGUGCAGUUCUUGACACACUCAAACCGGUGUGCCUGGCACCUGGAACCAUACCCCGUUCAAAGGCACUUUCAUAUUUUGUCUUGCCCAUUCACCCUCCGAAUGGCGCACACAAACAAUCCAUGUCUCAAUUGUCUCGAGGCUUAAAAAUCCUUCUUUAACUGGUCUCCCCUUCAUCUACGCUGAUUUAAGUGGAUUUAACAGGUGACAUAAAUAAGGGAUCAUAGCUUUCACCUGAAUUCACCUGGUCAGUCCAUGUCAUGGAAAGAGCAGGUGUUCCUAAUGUUUUGUACACUCAGUGUAUAACGGCACAAUCUUUAUUUUAAUUUCUUAUUUUUUUGGCUUGGGCUCAUAUAUAGGCCUAUAUGUAUGCAUAAGCUCUGCAUAUGGGUGGUUUUUAAUUAAUCAUCACCUUAGAAAGCGCUGUCCAUUUCCGUUUUUGACUUUGAAACAACAUCCACAAUGACCAUGUUUUCCAUUCAGUUUCAACCUGCUGUUGAACUUCUUUCUUCAAAUUGAUCGAUCACAGUGAAGUAAGUUUUAAAAGCAUGAUACUAUUUUGAUGAUAAGUCUUUUAUGUGAUUUUCGAUUGCGUUUGCAUUGAUGUAAGAGUGGUUAGAGGGACAAUAGAGCCCUCAGUACCAGGCCAUUAGUGACCUGACCGGUCAUUAGAGAGUUGGGUACAACCAACGCAUGUCCAGAGUGCAUAGGAGGAGAUUACUGUUACUCAACGGUCGCGUGGAAUUUGACUGCUGGUGUGGCAGUAAUACCGUCACCGCAACAGCCCUAUUAAAGACCAACGUUUUUUACGCCCAACUGGUGCAACCAGACCCUGUUCAUGCUCCCUGUGUUUCAGGUCGGACUGUGCAGUGCGGAGCUUUGCCUGGCACCCACACACACAGAAGUGUGCUGUGGCCCUGCUAGACGACUCCAUCAAGAUCUACAACCCCAAGAGGUAAGCAGCAGACUCAUGGCCCCGCUGUCAGUCUGUUGCCAUUGUGCUGUAUCAUUGACUAUUAAACUCUAUGGGAGAUUCUCAAUUGGGCAAAAGGUUCUGUGACCCAAAAAUUGAUAAGUGUUCGAGGAGUGUCAUUUCGUUAGUAGGCGAAUGGAGGAGUAUGCUCACCUCCUCGAUUACAUCCUUCGGCAGAGGAUUCACAAGAGUAUCCUACGGGCGGCUAUCGCGGACAAGUUUUGAAACCAGUCACGGCCCCUUUGAAACAGCUGUUGUGUUCUUGGAGAAGAAAAUAAUGCACAUAUUUAAAAUCAAAAUGCUACUUAUCCUUUUAUCUAUAAAAUAUCUAGCACAACUACAUUUUUACUACUUAACACAUUUAUUUUGGUAUUCCAUAUAAGCGCAAUUGUUUCCUCUCCUUGCCGCUUAUCCUCAAUUUAUUUUUGACCUUUUUCAAAAGGCGAGGAGAGGACGCGAGGAGCCAAGCAAAACCAAUUGAGAAUCUCCCUAUGGGCCGGUUUCCUGUCCUUUCCAUGUCCUCAAAAUCAUAUUCAGUCAGACCAACCUAGUGCGGUGUUAAACUUCUUCUGUCUCUCUCUCUCCCUCAGUGCUACUACUCCUACCCUAAAGCACCGUCUGCAGCGCAGUGUGGCAGCCCUGCAGUGGAAGCCUCUGUGUGCGUCUGCCCUGGCCGUCGCCUGUCACAACUGCCUGCUGAUCUGGCACGUGGACCCCACCUCGCUCUCUACCAGGUACACACGCUUUAUGUACAGUACAUUAGUCAUUAUUAUACUCUUGAGCUUUCUUUCUCCGCCCUUCCUAUUUCUCAUUCAAUCUCUUUCUAUCUCUCCUUCCCUCCCACAGGCCCUCUUCUGGCUGUGCCCAGGUCCUGUCCCACCCAGGCCACUCCCCCGUCACUUCCAUCGCAUGGUCACCUAAUGGAUCACUCCUGGUGUCGGCCUCUCCCAGGGACACUGCCAUGCUGGUAGGAACCAGCAGCCUCAGCCUCUACUCUACUGCUACUCAGCUGUGAAAGUGUUUUACUGUGAUGUUGGAACAUCCUUGUGACUCUCGUGCUCUCUCUCUCUUUGUCUCUGUUUCUGUCUAUCUCUGUCAGGUGUGGGAUGUAGCUGUUGAGAGCUGUGUGCCUCUCCACCGUGUGGGAGGGGGAGGAGUCACGUACCUGUCCUGGUCCCCCGAUGGCAGUCGCGUGCUGGCAGCUACACCCUCCUCCCUCUUCAGGUCAGAGACGGUAGUGCAGGAGAGUUUUAUGUAGUGUUGAUGUUUCUGUAUUACUGUAUAUGUGUAUUAUAUAUGUCUUAUGUGUGUGUUGCUGCAGGGUUUGGGAAACCAGGAUGUGGACUUGCGAGCGGUGGCCUUGUCUGAAGGGACGCUGUCAGGUGAGACACCUGGUCUGUGUGUCUGUGUCUGUGUCUGUGUGUUUGUGUGUUUGGCUAACUGUCUCUCUGUAACUGUCUAGUCUGGCAGUUGGAGUCCUGAUGGGAGUCGGCUGCUCUUCAGUGUGCAAGGAGAGACUGUCAUCUAUGCCCUGACUUUCACUGACACCCCAGGUACACACACAAACACACACACACAAUUCCAUGUACAAUAUGAUGCAGUCCAACCUCUUAGUUGUCUUACACUGUGUGCUGUGUGCUUGCAUUGUUUGUUUUGAUGUGUAAGUUUUCCUCUUUCUCCACUAGGGAUGCCCUUAGGGAUGUCAGGGGGGCCUAAGGCAGCAACAGUGGUGGCUGACCUGUCUGAGACCACCUUAAAUACACCAGACGGAGAUAUGGCGUAAGGAAAGGCCUGAGUUAACUAGUCAUUCACUAAACUAGUUGUUGAUUAACCUUACAGAUUGGCUUAUUGUGUGUGUCAGGGUCGGAGGAGAGAUCCAGUCGCUAGCAUGGGACCCGACAGGAGAAAGACUAGCUGUGCUUCUCAAAGGUCAGGCUCUUUCCCUCCUCUCCUCUUUCUCCAAGUUGAAAAGUGUGUUUUGUCAUCGUCUCUCCUUCACUCACUUCCUCCCUCUUACCUGUUCCAUCAGGAGAUGCUGAAGCAGGCCGCCCUGCCAUGAUCGCAGUGUUCAAGACUCAAAUCAACCCCGCUUUUAAGCUUCUGCCAUGGUAUGUGCUCUAGUAUAUUACAUUGCCAGGAGGGUGUCUCAGUGUAUCUCGGUGGUGAUCAGUGUUGUGUAUCUCUGUAUGUCAGUGGUAAUAACUGUCUGUCUAUGUGUGUCAGUGGUUUUGUCCAGGGGGAGGCCGGGACAGAACCCAGACUGAUGCGAUUCAACCCCAACUACCAGCAUGGAGCCCAGCUCACUGUGGUCAGUCUCUCUAUAAACUCUACUCUUUACAUUUAGGGGACCACCAGGCAUUUAGAUGUUGCCCCACAGUGCUGCUUAAACUGAUCUUAAAGCUAUAGUUUACUCUCAAUUUAAAGUUUAUUUGUUUUUUGUUUUACUCAAAGUAAUUUAUGCAUUAAUGUCAUUUGAAUGGGAAAGAUGGGCAAUGAGACUUCAACUAGAAAUUCUAGAUGGUCUACACACUGAUCAUUCCAUUUUACAUGGCUGUUGAUGUGCUGUAGUGAAUAGAGCACCAGGUCUAGCUAGGUGGUGCUAAACUCAUCCCAGUGACUGUAGUGAUGUUGUCUCUCCACAGUGUUGGUCUAAUGGGAAGAUUACCCACGUGCCUUUCUACUUUAUGAGUGCUGGGAAUCCCCAGCCCGGCCUGGGAGGCAGCCCCCAUCUCCCCCUGUCCCAGGGCAGGCCAGCCGACUACGCCAACCAGACACUCUACACCGAACUCAUCUCCUGACCACACACACACACAAACUAAUACAGAAACCAUAUUUCAAAUCACGUUUGUAAGUGGAAUUUAUAAUUUUUUGAACACUUGGUAAAUAAACGUGUACAAAGUGUUACGCAAAUGGAGGAUUAUUGUAUUUUUUUAUGCCUA